Messenger RNA from Brugia pahangi, 795 nucleotides. The record is from the annotation of a GenBank genome assembly. Lineage: Eukaryota; Metazoa; Nematoda; Chromadorea; Rhabditida; Onchocercidae.
AUGAGUAGCAGCAGUAGCAGACCUCCUCAACUUGACAAUUUAUUGAAGUUGGAUGGAUACCUAUGGAAUUAUCAAACUGAAAUAUGUCGCAGAUAUGGAGUUUUCCUUGAUUAUUCGAAGAGAAUUGAAGAGUGUGGUGGAUGGGAAACAUUCACAACAGCUUAUCGAGAAUAUGGUGUUGUGGUGAUGAGGGAUAAUUCAGUUCGUUGUUUGGAAUGGGCACCAGGAGCAGAAGCUUUAUCAUUGGUGGGAGAUUUUAACGAUUGGAACACUGAAUCUCAUCCAUACAAGAAACUAGAAUAUGGCAAAUGGGAAUUAAUUAUUCCAGCUGAUAAAGAUGGUAAUUGUCCGAUUAAACAUGGAUCGAUUAUCAAGGUCGCAGUAAAAAAAAAUGGCGUAUUUCAUUUUAAAUUGUCUCCUUGGGCACACUAUGUUACACGGCCGAAAGAAACAACAGUUUAUCACAUGCCCUUCUAUAACCCACCUGAAUCGGAGUGUUAUCGUUUUAAAUAUCCAAGACCAUCAAAACCUGAGUCAUUACGGAUUUAUGAAGCGCAUGUUGGAAUAUCUAGUUCGGAAGGAAAAGUCAAUACCUACAAGAAUUUUGCAAAUGAUGUUAUUCCGAGAAUCAAGAAACAAGGUUAUAAUACCAUUCAGCUAAUGGCUAUUAUGGAACACGUUUACUAUGCUAGUUUCGGCUAUCAAGUCACUAGUUUCUUCGCACCAUCAAGCCGUUGCGGAACGCCAGAAGACCUAAAAUAUCUUGUGGAUAAAGCACACGAAGCGGUAUUCUAA